Molecule: messenger RNA, 1884 nt
Organism: Kazachstania africana CBS 2517
Lineage: Eukaryota; Fungi; Ascomycota; Saccharomycetes; Saccharomycetales; Saccharomycetaceae
Gene: GUF1
Product: GTPase GUF1
Exons: 1
Coding region: 1-1884 (627 amino acids)
Biological process (GO): positive regulation of translation
Cellular component (GO): mitochondrion
Molecular function (GO): GTPase activity; mitochondrial ribosome binding; GTP binding
Source: RefSeq, a predicted model, not a curated record
AUGCUACGAAUGAAAUACGUAGCAUCAAUUGGGCACAUAUCUAGACUACAUCAUACAAUACAAUCAAGGAUUAGUCAAAUACCUAUUGAAAAUUAUAGAAUUUUCUCAAUUGUGGCACAUAUCGACCAUGGAAAGUCCACUUUGAGUGAUAGACUAUUAGAAAUAACUGGCGUUAUAACAAAGGAGGCCAAGAAUGAACAAGUAUUAGAUAAGUUAGAAGUAGAAAGAUCUCGUGGUAUUACUAUCAAAGCACAAAAUUGUUCAAUGCUUUAUAAAGAUAAAUUUCUUCUACAAUUGAUUGAUACGCCAGGUCAUGUAGAUUUCAGAGAUGAAGUUAGGAGAGCAGUUUUCGCUGUCGAUGGUGCUAUUUUACUAGUCGAUGCUUCGAAGGGAGUACAGGCUCAAACAGUUGCAAAUUUCAAGAUGGCCAAGGAGUCCACCGUUACACUGAUACCGGCAAUAAAUAAAAUCGACCUUCCUAAUAGUGAAGUUGACAGAGUAGAAAAACAAAUUAUCCAAGAGUUGGGAUUUGAAAAAAAUGAAAUAAUAAAGAUUAGCUCUAAGACUGGACUGAACAUACAGGAGCAAUUACUGCCUGCUAUAAUCGAGAGCAUACCGUCGCCGAGUGGUAAUACCAAUGGUCCCUUUCGAGGUCUAUUAAUUGAUUCCUGGUAUGAUUCAUAUCAAGGUGUGAUCUUGCUUAUUCGCGUUUUAGACGGUUUCAUUAAGGAGGGAGACAAGAUAGUAAGCGGCCAAACGAGAAAGAAAUAUGAGGUUAAAAAGGUAGGGAUCAUGUAUCCCAAUGAAACGCCGACAGGAACAUUAACUACAGGUCAAGUUGGAUAUAUAAUUCCUGGCAUGAAAAAUGUGAAGGAUGCCUUGCUUGGAGAUACACUAUUUCACUUAGGACAAGAGUCUAAGGCUAAACUUUUGCCAGGAUUUAAAGAAACAAAGCCGAUGGUGUUUGUUGGUGCAUUUCCCGCCGACGGAAUUGAUCAUAAAAUAAUAGAGGAUGACAUAAAUCGACUGAUCUUGAAUGAUAGAUCAGUAGAAUUGCAUCGAGAAACAUCAAAUGCCUUAGGACAAGGUUGGAGAUUGGGAUUUUUAGGCUCCUUACAUGCCACCGUCUUCAAGGAGAGAUUAGAAAAAGAAUAUGGUUCUAGGCUAAUCAUAUGCCAACCUUCUGUGCCAUAUUUAAUCAAAUAUAUCGAUGAUAAGGACCAAUUGAUAAAAAAUCCGAGCGAAUUUCCUAAUUCCACCUCUAGGCGUACCACAAGAAUAAAAACUAUACAGGAACCCUAUGUCGAAGUUCUAACUUCAAUACCAACGGAAUAUGUUGGAUGCGUCAUUCAACUAAUUGAGAAUAAUCGCGGGGAACAGAAGGAACUCAAUUAUUUAAAUACAGAAGACCAGGCUAUUAUAAAAUAUUAUCUGCCUCUGGCAGAACUGGUCGAUGAUUUUUUUGGUAAAUUGAAGUCUCUUACAAGAGGAUAUGCAACACUGGACUAUGAUGAUGCUGGCUAUAAGGAUGCAGAUGUUGUUAAGCUUGAGCUAUUAGUGAACGGUAAAAGUUUAGAUGCUCUGUCUAAAGUGGUCCAUAGGUCUCAAGUUCAAAAGGUUGGUAAAGAAUGGGUCAAAAAUUUCAGGGAAUAUCUUCGAUCUCAAUUGUAUGAAGUAGUAAUACAGGCCAAGUAUGAUGGCAAGGUGAUUGCUAGGGAGACUAUAAAGGCUCGAAAGAAAGAUGUUCUCGCAAAAUUACAUGCUUCUGACGUGUCAAGAAGAAAGAAACUGUUAGCAAAACAAAAAGAAGGUAAGAAGCAAUUGAAAUCAAUUGGGAAUAUUCAAAUUCCUCAAGACGCCUAUCAAGCAUUUUUACGUAAAUAA